This is a messenger RNA of Lates calcarifer (barramundi perch), 5316 nucleotides long. Its product is annotated as GTP-binding protein Di-Ras1. Gene Ontology annotation, cellular component: plasma membrane. Lineage: Eukaryota; Metazoa; Chordata; Actinopteri; Centropomidae. Gene Ontology annotation, molecular function: GTPase activity; GTP binding; GDP binding. The transcript is spliced from 4 exons. The coding region runs from base 260 to 859 and encodes 199 amino acids. Gene Ontology annotation, biological process: signal transduction. The record is from RefSeq and is a predicted model, not a curated record.
UUGUCAGUGGAGCAGAGGAAGGAGGUGAUGGAGGGAGGAGGAGGAGGAGGAGGAAGAGGAGGGCUGAUGUGUGCUGAUCAGCAGCAGGUCUGAUGAUGAUGAUGAUGAUGAUGAUGAUGCUGUGAGUCAGAGCCGAGGGUUCAGGAUGCUCAGAGCCGCUCCGGAGUAGACAAACCCCGCACACACAGACCGAGAGGAUCCGCGGAGACACGCAUACAGGUGAUUCAUCCAGAGCAGCAGGUGGACUCAAAAUCCCAGAAUGCCAGAGCAGAGUAACGACUACCGGGUGGUGGUGUUUGGAGCCGGUGGGGUGGGGAAGAGCUCGCUGGUCCUUCGAUUUGUUAAAGGCACCUUCAGAGACACCUACAUCCCCACUGUGGAGGACACGUACAGACAGGUGAUCAGCUGUGAUAAGAGCGUCUGCACGCUGCAGAUCACCGACACGACAGGAAGUCACCAGUUUCCCGCCAUGCAGCGUCUGUCCAUCUCCAAAGGCCACGCCUUCAUCCUAGUCUACUCCAUCACCAGCCGUCAGUCACUGGAGGAGCUCAAACCCAUUUACCAACAGGUUCUGGCCAUCAAGGGCAGUGUAGAGUCCAUUCCCAUCAUGCUCGUGGGCAACAAGAGCGACGAGACGGCCCAGCGCGAGGUGGAGACGAAGGAGGGUGAGGCUCAGGCCACAGCCUGGAAGUGUGCCUUCAUGGAGACGUCGGCCAAGAUGAACUCCAACGUGAAGGAACUGUUCCAGGAGCUGCUGGCCCUGGAGAAGAAGAGGGACAUGAGCCUGAGCAUCGACGGCAAACGAUCGGGAAAACAGAAGCGAGCCGACAAGCUGAAGGGGAAGUGUAGCGUCAUGUAGAGCGAACGGUGGCGGCGGCAGCGGACUCGCUGUGGAAACAGCAGAGGAGGAGGUGGCAGGAGGGAGGGGGAGUCUGCUGAUGACUCCCAUAGAGACUCCCCCUCCCAUCUUACCCUGACUCUCAAUCAGUGAAGACAGGUCUUCUUCUUUGGUGGCGCUCCUCUUCUGUCUGUCUGUCUGAACAUUGAAGCCCAGAGGAACAAAAUAACAAGAUUUGACUGAUAAUGGAAACUGGAAUAUUUAUACCAGGGCCUCGGGGUCCUCGUGGCCCUGAACUGGAUUGUGUUUGUGGCCCCAAAAUACUAUUUUACAUGUUCAGCCGUUGCCACCAUUAACAAUCAUCCCAACAAUACUGUAAUAAAGGAAUACUCCACUGAUUUUAUUGUGAAUGUUGGGCUAAUCCUGAAUGUAACCCUUAUUUAGACGAGCAAAGGUCCUUCAAAUAUACAACAUAUUCACAGAGAAAAUAUAUUUUUCUGUUUAAAGUCAAGCUCUGCAGUGGACAAAUACUAAGACCCAAACCUGUAGACCCAAGCCUGACUUAGAUCAGAACCUGAUCUGAAAGCUGUAUAUUCAUUUCAUCAUUUACUGACUGUUAGCAUGGCAGGCUAAUGCAGCACAUUGGCUACACUCUUUCUCUGCGUCAUGAAUCUCCUUGCAAGACAUGACACCAAACCCAGAACCAAACAAAGACCAGAGUUUAAUGACUACGACCCUCUCUGACAGGUUUUCACCAAUAUCUCUCUUUCCCUUGGCCUCCACCCCGUUUGGUUUUGUUGUAUUUUGUUUUACCUGUGUCUCAGUUCUAAUAACUAACCUGAAACCGACAAGACAUCUCGAUGCUUUGUUGGAACCUGUUGGGUUCAAGCCUGGUAGCAGAACUUUAGAUACAACCACCAAACCCCAACUCAAUUACACAAAUAGCUACACAAUCAACCAACAUUUGUGUGGCUAAUGUUUUAGCAUGCUAAAGUCUGUGUUGUGUUUGAGCAGGCUUAAAUUUUUGUCUUACAAAUGUCAAAACAACAUAUGUAAAGUAGAGAACAAACUAAAAAAUGGCCACUGUUACGGCUGGAAAGCAACAGUCGAAAAUUAAACAUCCUCAUUUCAAUCCAGUAAAUUACAAACUUUUCUCUUUGACGUGUUGUUUUGUUUUGUCCUGACCGAUCAGUAGCAAGUGAUAAAUCUGUCCCACUCAUUUUUAAGUGGCAGUUUGUCUUGUUGAUUGAAGAAAUGUUGAUUUAAUAGUAGUUACAUCAUUUUACUGUUAUGUUGACUUGUGUUUCUGUUCCUUUUUUUCAUGAACGUACCAACUGCCUACCCUCAAGUUUUCAAAUAUCCCUUUUACCUACGCUUUACCCUUUUGAAUCUCUAAAUACUCUUGGCAUUUAUUCAUUUUACUGAGAAACAAAGCAAAGCCCACAGCAUGAGAUGGAAAUCAGUUUGGGUAAUUCAGCAUUAUUAUGUCUCUCAGGCAUCAUCUCAGUUCCCAUCAGAUGUUCACUUAUUGGCAGCAGCAUUUCCCACAUGCAGUCUGGUUGCUGCCCCCUGGUGGCCAAUGAGAGCACUGGUUUAAUUUUUGGAUCUCAGCGACCACAUCCUGUGGCAGUCUUGAUGACUUCUGACCGCAUAUUGAUCAUAAAUGCAGCCAUUAGAAAGAUGAUCAGAUAAGUGAGGAAAGCAGUGAAGUAUUCCUUUAUCUAAUAAGAGUAAUAACAUUUCCAUUAUGAUUCCCUUCUUGGUGGUUGUGACCUUAAACGACAGGAUGUUUUCAGCUGAGUCGACUCUGCUUCCUGCUGUCAUUAGAUGAACAGGAAAACUGUCUUCACCCUCCACAGAAACACACUGACAGUGGAGUGUUAGGUGGUCUGAUGAGCUGAUGGACUGCAGUGGAAACAGCAGACGCUCUCAUGUUAACACACCAGGAACCUUUAUAAAGGCUUUAAUGAUUUCCACAAGCACAAGCCGGCCUUCCACUCUGUUUUCAUCUGUCAGACUCAUUGGAGAAAACAUCUGUUAGCAUCAACAUGUGGCUGCUGAUGGAGCAGCGGUGGAAGCAUGCCGCUGUGGGAACUGUGUACAUGAUUUAAAGCAACGGUCCAAUAUGUUGGGAUCAUUAGGAAGCACCUCCAGAGUCAGAUGGAUUUUGGUUUUAUCUUUGUGUGUCCAGCAGUGAGACCUAUGCAGGAUGUGUUUAGCUUAUAGCUUAGCAGCAGGGGGUAAAUGUUAGCCUAGCAUUGAGCUCCAGGUCUGAUUUACAUGUUGGAUCUGGGUAGCUUGUUGGGUUUAGAUGCUUUUCCCUGAAUCUGUACAGCGGAGGUGGAGGGUGUAAAGUUAGCACUGCCCACAGAGCCACAAUAGAAGAUAUUUAUGGGAAACAGACCAGGUUGAAAUUUAUCAGAAUCUUCCUCAUCUUGUGUCCAGGAUUAAUCUCUACACUGAGAUCCACCUGAAACAUCUGACUCUGGAGAACAUGGCUGUAAAAAAGAGGAGUGUACGUUGUGUGUGCAGUCGCUGUAUAUUUAAAAUGCCUUUCCUACCACUUUACUUGACGGUUUUUUGUAUAUUACCUGAACAUAAGUGAGCUUAAAACUUUUUGAAGCACAAACAAACUAGAGGCAGAGAUCCGAUAAGCACAUGUUCAUCCUGAAAACCUCCUCAGACCUGUUGUUUAGCAGAGCAUCCAUGCUGAUCACAUUUUAUGCACUUUUGGAAAAAAUCCUCCAUGUGUUUAAUUUGACUGUAAAAAGCUUUUUAACACAUUUUGUGUCUGAAACAUCUCCACACCUCCCUGUUCACAUCACUCUGGCUUUAGCAAUAUUAAAAAUGGCUGCACUUUGUUUGUAGGGAGCGUCGGGACUGCAGGAGAGAAAACAGAGUCACAGGAAAUCACUGUAACAGCUUUUUAUUUUUCUGUCUCAGCAGCUGUUUAUAACCUGGCCACAUUAAUGCAGCUACAUUUUCAUUAGUGUGAGAUUUAAAUGUCAAGCCACAUAAAAACUGUGGUUCCCUGGAGUUUGUACUAAAACUGGUGCUGCUUUAUUUUAGUGAUUCAUAAUGUUCAGACUGUUUCACCAGAGGCAAAAAAAAAAACACUGCUGUAGUUCGAAUGGCAAAACACUGAAAGUACCUGUAGUGGAUGUGCAUUGUACAACUGUGUAAGUAGCAAUAUUACAAGUUGUUUUAGCUUCACAAAACCUCUGGAGGAGUUCAGAUGGAUGGAUCCACUCAUGGUUUAUUUCCCACCCAACGUCAGUGCUGGUUUCUCAUGAUAACCAUCUUCACCUGGACAGAAGUCAUUGUUUUAAAGCCACAGUCCAACCAUAGGAUUGUGUCUUUAUUGGGGGGAAAUGUCAACCAAUUUUCUGGACUUGGUCGUUUCCUAAUAACUUCAUAUGAGCAGAAUGACACUGUACAUAAUAUUAAACCAGUUAUAGGGAAAGAGUUUAGUUGGCUGUGUCGAUUUUGUAAUCUGUUGUGGAAUUCCAGAUUUUGAAUUUUCUCCCAAGUAAAUAUUUAUUAUCAACUGAUUUAUUAGAAACUAUUUUGUAACAUACAAUAGACUGAACUUUAUGCUUUCCUAUAGACAGCUUCUGCCUGUUCAACUGACGGGCUGUGCACUGACUGUAAAAUGGUGGCCACACCACCAUCCAUCCAUCCAUACCUCCUAGCUUAUCCUUUGCAGGGUUGUUGUUGUCUGUAAAGAAUUACAAUUUCUGUGAAAUGGAAAAAUGUCUGGAAAUGCUUGUGGCCUCGAUUGUUUUUGGUUUGAAAACAGAUCAACCAGAUCAACAAAUCCACCAGAACAGGUGACAGGUAAGAGGCAGGUUUACAGGUCAGGAGCUGGAACACAACAGCAUCAAACAACACUGACAAUCAGAGACAGGGACUCAAACGGGCUGGUUUAUAUACUGUGGGGUUUGAUGAGGAAAUAAGGAACAGGUGUGUCUGACUGAGGACAGGUGUGCAGAGAGAAGCAGGGUCAGGUGACUGGAAAGGUUUGGGGAACCUGGAAUAUCUCACAUUUAAAUUUUUUUUUAACUCUUCAGUUUUAUUUCCUGUAAAACUCAUCUCCCCGGAUUAAAGUCUAAAUAUGGUUUUAAAACCUUCCAAGUAUGUAAUUCAAAUGGAAAGCCUUUUUAAUUAAUGUUAAUUUAUUUUGCUUUAAAUCAAAUAAAAUUCUAGGAUAUUUGAAAAUAUCCACAUCAGAAAUCUAAUGUGUAAUAUGAGUGUGAUCUGAGGAUCAUUUAAACAGCAGAGAAACAUCAUUAACAGGGUUUUUUUUAAAGGCUGAAGGUUGUUUCAUCCUCUUUCGUCCUUGGCUGUUAUUUUGGAUAAACUGUGACUGGAGUCCCAGUGAUGCUCUGUUCUGUGGCUUCACAUUUGUUUUGUGGGUAAAUGGAAACUAUUCUCAUGUGAAGAAACUGAAUAAAAACAGCGCUGUUGUACAGAAAACA